Molecule: messenger RNA, 645 nt
Organism: Fonticula alba
Lineage: Eukaryota; Rotosphaerida; Fonticulaceae
Exons: 3
Coding region: 1-645 (214 amino acids)
Biological process (GO): regulation of transcription by RNA polymerase II
Cellular component (GO): mediator complex
Molecular function (GO): transcription coregulator activity
Source: RefSeq, a predicted model, not a curated record
AUGAACCCCGACACUCCCAUCGGGGCACCGCACUCCUCCGGCCUUGUGACUCCGAGGGAGGGCCUGGCCACGCCGGGCAGCCCGGGGCUGACGGCCGUAGACGCGCCUCCCUUUGACAGAGCUGCUUUCGACUUCCUGCCCAAGCUGUUGGAUGUCGUGGACUCCAUCGAAAAUGGCCUGGACCCGUCGGAGGCCGAGAAGUCGAUUCUCAUCUUUCUCGAAUCCCUUCGCCGGGCCAAAUCCAUAGUCGAACAGCUUCCCGGGCUGGAGUUUGACCUUCCUGACCAGGAGCGCCUCUUUCAGACGGCGUGUGACCAGCUUUUCCGGAAACGUGCUCAACUCGAGACCUUCCGCCAAUUGCCGAUCUUCACCGGGCCAGCUGACGAGUCGGAAGACAGUGAUCUUGAAGAUGCCGACCUCACGGAGGAGGAUCUCAAUGUCUCUGUGGCCAUCGGCGCGCCGACUCCUACGCCCCCGAGCAGCGACGGAGACCAUGAUGCCAAUACCCCCCUGGUUGACCCACCGAUCGAUGUUGCGGAGGGCCCAGCAGUCGAUUCCUCAACGGCAGGCGGCCCAUCUUCUGACGCCCCGGCGACCAACAUCGCCGAGGACAGCCUGAUGACCGAUGCCCCGGAGCACAACUGA